UGCUUAGACUCAAAGUGCAUUGUUUACUUUGGCUUAACAUUUAUUUAUUUCAUAGGCUAAAUUCCAUCAUUGUUUUCCAGAAAAAUGUAUAACGAAGCUCAGGAAUUGAAUAUAUGCGAUCUAAAUGAACACGUGCUAGAACAUAUAUUCCAUUACCUCCCACUUCGGGAUCUGGACCGAGCGGUUCAAGUUUGUAAAAAGUUUUACACCACCAUCAACAGCUAUAUAUUCGCUCGGCAAAGUGCUACCCUGCUACUAACUGGUCAUCAACAAAACUCGCAAAUCAAUCGCUCCGUUUCGAGAUCUGAUCGUAAUUUGAAUGAUUUCAGCUACAGAAAACGUAUCCAUCUUUUCGAUAAUUGGCGCUAUGGCCGUUAUUGUGAGUCGCAUAUGUUUAACCAUCGUAUGAUCUAUUUCUCGCAUAUUGUGCUAGAGAAGCGAUGGUUAUAUAUGACGCAUCGUGGGCAGCUUCGAGCCCACGAGAGAGUGAAAAAGGAUUACAUGCUGAAGAACCGAGCUAGUUGGACCAUUGGUAAGGAAAAAGAUCCUGAUAUCAGUUGGAUUGCCAAGAAGAGACAGAUACUCUUUGGGGGACGAACGGAUGGAACUUGUUUCGUGCAAGAUCAUAGCCAUCAUUGUUACAGCAGGCAACGAUUGGAGGAUGACGUUAUCACAUCGGUGGACUUUGAAGGAGACGUAUAUAUCUGCUCGACAAAAUCAAAAUGCACUUCAUUUUGGCGGGGAUCUAUAAACUAUGGGGAUUGCGAAUUGGAGUUGAUGCGUCGAUUGGAUGAACCCUAUCAAACCAUAAAACUGUCACCUGACGAUGGGAGCAAACUGGCGGUUGGGAAGUAUCAUGAUCGCAGUAAUGGAGCUCUGAGAAUAAUAGAUGUCGAGAGAGGCACAACAUCACGGCUUGAAUCGCCAACAAAAGCCGUAUAUCAACUCCUUUGGAGAGAUUACAAUACCAUUUUGACGGGGAAUUUCGACACUACGAUGCGGAUGGUGGAUAUCCGUACCUCAAGCGAUGCUGCGGUGUGGACCGAUCCUUACGAUGCAUCCGUAUAUUGUCUUGAUUACGAUGGCGCCUAUGCAGUUCUGUGCGGUAUGAAGUACCACUUCAGGGUCAAUUUAUACGAUUUACGUGUGCCGAAACGGUGCAUUCAAAUGUACUUCCCGUCGAAUAAGUUUUCACAAUACUCACCGGUGCACAGUGUGGCUGCCGAUUCUAGUCAACUCUUCAUCAUCACAGAUAACAAUCUACGAAUACUAAAUUUCGAUGUACAUGGGAAGGAAACAAAAGAUUACACAUGGGAUUUGAAUAAAUGGCUUUAUUGAAGAAAUAA
This is a messenger RNA of Armigeres subalbatus, 1346 nucleotides long. Its product is annotated as F-box/WD repeat-containing protein 4. Gene Ontology annotation, cellular component: SCF ubiquitin ligase complex. The coding region runs from base 85 to 1338 and encodes 417 amino acids. Gene Ontology annotation, biological process: SCF-dependent proteasomal ubiquitin-dependent protein catabolic process. The record is from RefSeq and is a predicted model, not a curated record. The transcript has 2 exons. Gene Ontology annotation, molecular function: protein binding. Lineage: Eukaryota; Metazoa; Arthropoda; Insecta; Diptera; Culicidae.